AUGGUCAACACAGAGAAAUGGAACUACGGCAUUGUCCUCGACGCUGGCUCGUCAGGCACGCGUAUCUACAUCUAUCGAUGGCUGCGGAAUGAAGUAGCCCGCCUCGAGGCAGACACUCAUACGCAGUUGCCUGAGAUCAAGACGAAGAGCAAAUGGACUAAGAAAGUGCACACAGGUCUGUCCACUUACGGACCGACGCCACAACUAAUUGGCGAUGACCACUUACAACCACUGGUCGAGCACGCGCUGAAAUAUGUACCAAAAGAACUUGUGCCGGAGACACCGGUUUUCCUGCUGGCCACGGCCGGCAUGCGAUUGCUGCCAGAUCAGCAGCAGACCAACGUCUUGAACGCGGUCUGCACCUACUUCAAAGAGAAAACAGACUUCUAUCUCCCUGAUUGCGAUUUACAUGUACAGAUAAUACCCGGAGAAACAGAGGGGCUCUAUGGCUGGAUCGCAGCAAAUUACCUGGUUGGCGGUUUCAAGUCGCCCAUAACCCAAGACCACAACCAUGGCAAAGGACACCACACCUACGGCUUCCUCGAUAUGGGCGGCGCAUCCUCUCAGAUCGCUUUUGUCCCCAACACCACCGAAGCAGCACGACACGCCGAAGACCUCAAACUCCUCCGUCUGCGCACAAUCGACGGCGUCAACACGGAAUAUAAAGUCUUCACCACAACCUGGCUUGGCUACGGCGUUAACGAAGCCCGCAAGAGCUAUCUCGACACCCUUCUCUCCACCUACGGCCCAUCCGUAAAUGAAUAUCCCGACCCUUGCCUCCCUCACGGCGUCCGCAUGAGCAUGGACUCUUCCUCAAUCCUCGACAUCUCCACCACAAACAAACACCUCUUGGGCACCGGCGACAUCGACCAAUGCCUCAAAGACACCCGACCCCUCCUCAAACUCGACGCCGUCUGCCCAGACAAACCCUGCCUAUUCAACGGCCAGCACGUGCCCGCUAUCGACUUCGACGUGAACCACUUCAUCGGAAUUUCCAACUACUGGCACAACACCCACGAGAUCUUCGAGAUGGGCUACGACGACAAAGUCUACGACUUCGCGACCUACCAAGCCCGCGUCCGCAAUUUCUGCUCGCAGGACUGGGCUGACAUUCAACGCAACAUCAAGCUCGAGAAAUGGGGGCAUAAAGUCGACGAGGCGACCGCGGAAGAAGUCUGCUUCAAGGCCGUGUGGAUGAUCAAUAUGCUGCAUGAGGGCAUUGGCGUGCCGCGGGUCGGGAUCGACACUAAUGCUACCACCAAACCACAAGACUUCAACUCUCCCUUUCAAGCAGUCGACGAGAUCAAGAACACCGAAGUCACGUGGACAUUGGGAAAGAUCCUCUUGUAUGCUACUUCUACGAUCCCCAUGCUCGACGCAGCAAGCGUCGUCGACGGCAUCGAUCCUAGUCCGGUUGGGUUCGGAAGCAACGACGGCAGCUUAAUUCCCGCGGACUUCACCUUUCCUUCUUCCAAGGGCGCGCUCAAUGCGCCUAGUUCCCCGUCUUACACCGGCGGGAUCGUAGACAAAGUCCACUCCACCCUCUUCAAAUCCGACUCCGCCCACCGCCUGCCCGGCCUCAUAUUUCUUCUAUUGAUCCUCCUGAUCAUCUCAUUCUUCCUCUGUGGCCGCGACCGGCGCAAUCGAUUUUACCAUUCUGUGGGCCUGGGCUCGUUGGCUUCGCAACCUGGUUCGUCGGGCGCAACGGUCUAUAGGAAAGCACCCGUUACGUCUUCAGGUGCUGGACUUCCGCGGCGGACUGGUGUGUUGGUGCGGGUAUUGGAUUAUCUCUCACCGUUUGGCAGCUCAUAUGCGCGUGUGCCGCAUGACACUGAGGCGAACCAUCCGUUGGUCGCGCCUGGGCUACAUGACCCAUCGGAAUUCGAACUACAUGACUUCGACGAUGACGAAGACCUGGACAGCGACGGAGAUGGACUUGGUAAGAAAGUAUCUUCGAGGCCAAAACCAAGCCCGAUUGAUCGCGCAGGGCUUGUAGUGCGGACAGAAAGUCGUGAGCGCUUGAGUGACGCUUUCGCUGGUGGCGGUGGCAGAAAUGCUGGUGGUGUCUCGAGGACGGGCAGUCCGAAACGGCACUUGUGA
Cyphellophora attinorum is the source of this 2100-nucleotide messenger RNA. Its product is annotated as Golgi apyrase. The record is from RefSeq and is a predicted model, not a curated record. NCBI's taxonomy places the organism in Eukaryota, Fungi, Ascomycota, Eurotiomycetes, Chaetothyriales, Cyphellophoraceae. Gene Ontology annotation, biological process: nucleoside diphosphate catabolic process. Bases 1 to 2100 code for a protein of 699 amino acids. Gene Ontology annotation, molecular function: nucleoside diphosphate phosphatase activity. Gene Ontology annotation, cellular component: membrane. The transcript has a single exon.